CAGCGGCAGCACGUGAAUCUCGCCAGCUCUCGCUCAGUCACACUGCAGCGGUUCAGGGCAGCGGUUCGCGCUCUCGUCUCUGGUUCAGUUUUAAAUCUCGUCUGACUCAAAAACAAACAAAAAAACCUUCCCGACGCAAACUCUGACAGAAACUACUGCCGGAUUUUGAACCAUGCGGAGGUUUUCGGUUUGGCCUCUUUUGGCCCUUUUUUCCCUGUUAGCACUGCGAGGUCUGGCACAGGAGUUCAGCUUGGAGGACGCUUUAGAUGAAAAUGAUGAUCCACUGCCUACUACUCCUAAGCCCAAGGCAAACGAAAAGCCUGGAGGAGCAGGUACAGGUGGAGGAUUCGAUCUUGUGGAUUUUUUUGGCCCGACUGAAGCGCCUCCAGUUAAACCCAAAGACCCUGUCAAGCCCAAAGACCCUGUCAAGCCCAAAGACCCUGCUAAGCCCAAAGAUCCUGUCAAGCCCAAAGACCCUGUCAAGCCUAAAGAUCCUGCUAAGCCCACAUCCAAACCCAAAGAGGAGACCCACGCUGAUUACUCUGGGCCAACCUUGCGGCCUUCUCUGUUGCCCCUCGCAACGUCCAGCCCCCUCCAACCCUCAGCCCCGACUUUUAUGGCUGGUGCAGAUGAUCUUGACCUUGCUGAUGCUUUGAAGCCUGAAUAUGACAAAAAAAAUCAAGACGAUAAAGGCUUUGGAGGAGGUGACAGCAGGCCUGGUACUAGAGGUGGAGAAGGUGGCAGGCUAACAGAUCAAGACCUAAUAGAUAUAAGUGAAGAUGCAGGCUAUCACCCAGACGAAGAGAAAGGAGGUAAAAAAGGUUCAGGUGGUGUUGUGGACCCUGCUGAUGAUGGUGAAUAUGACACCAUGGCAGAGACUGGCACCAUCGCUGGUAUCGUAAGUGCUGUUGCCAUGGCGCUGGUUGGAGCAGUCAGCAGCUAUAUCUCCUACCAGAAGAAAAAGUUCUGCUUCAGCAUACAGCAGUCUCUGAAUGCAGAUAUGGUUAAAGCCGAGAAUCCCGAAGCCGUCGUGGCUCAGGAGCCUCAAGUUCAACAAACUCUCCUUCAGCCCCCGAACGCUGAGCCGCCCACAGAGGACAACGUGGUGUAACCUGUGAAGGCGUCUCCCAGCCUGAAGAGGGAGCAGUGCUCAGUGUAUACUGGCUCACAGUGGUGGGGGUGGGGGUGGGGAGGGUCUUACUUAACUCGUUCAAGAAGUCAAACUUUUUGUGAAUAUUUAGUUUACUGUUUGCCUUCAUUCUCACUAAUACGACUGUUUACAAUUUUAUUCCAAUGAAGAUGGAAAUUGUGCAGAAGUGUCAUGCGUUGCGUUGCUAAUCGAAAGUACAAAUUCCGAGACGUUAGUGCUGCUCCUGCUCGUUGUUUCCGUCACACUUUUUUCGUGACGGCAUCACUGUGUAAUUAGUGUGCAUCAUUAUUCCACAAUCUGUAAUUGAAAUUUUUCCAUAAUGUUAAAAGAAGUAGUUCUAUAGGAGAAGCUUUAGAGCGGGAGAGCCUGCCUGUGGUCGUGUUACAGGCCAGAGUGUUGAGUGAAAUCAUCACACUGUAGAAAUGCAUGACUACAGGAAUUCAGGACCAGAGCCAGACUCCCCUGCAUUGAUGCUUAAUGAAGGUGACUUUAAAGUUAUUUCCAGUUACUAAAGACUUAGUAACUAAGCACCCAUUUCACUUUAAAAAAAAAAAAAAAGAAAAGAAAAAAAGUUAUUUGUACAUUUGUGCCCUGCUUUUUUCGGAGCCAUGUCAAUUAUUUGUUGUAUAUAGACGGUUUUUGUGCUCUGGAAUUGAACAGGACCUUUGAGAAGCUUAAAAAAACUUAACUAUGUAGCUGCUCACGGUUAUGAUUUGAAUUUAAAACACGAUUGAUAACUGGAAGUGAGCUUGUGUGUAUCGAAAGAUGAUUGUGUUGAAGAAACCUUGUUGCUCAACCUUUGGUAAUUUGCUGUUUUGCGUGUGUGUGUGUGCGUGUGUGUUUACUGAUACAACAGUAGUGGUAGAUUUUCACAGAGGUGAGUUUACUGUAAUGAAGUAUACAUGACUGAAAUAUUUAGACAGAAGUCUUACAUGUUAGCACAAACGUUGUUUUUUUCCUUAUUAGGGAAUUUGCUGUUUUUGAACAUUUUUAAAGAUGUUCCUUGCGUGUUAUUCAUAUUUGUACUCAACUGGUCGUAUCAGUGUAUCUUUAUCUACACUUGUAGCAGUGUAGCUACGGUACGUACAAUAGAUUUUGUUAGCAGUCAGAUUAAGUGUUUGGUGUCUUUCUGAUCCACUUACACUCUAUUUACAGUUUUGCUGUGCUGGCUGUGUUCCAAUUGCUCUGUGUUUGGUGACUUCCUCCUUUCACGUAAUCAUUGUGUUUGAGAAAGGAUUCUUAGUUGUGUUGUGUGAACGAUUAUUUUCCUCAGAGUCAGAUCUGGCUGUAGAGCCUGAUGGUUUUCGGAUUUAAAAAAAAAAAGAGAAAAAAAGUAGGCAAUAAAAGAUUGGGACGCAGCCCCGUUUUCCUUUCCUGAACUUCCCCAGCGUUUUCCGUCACCUGUCAGCUCCUUGCUGAGCUCGGUUCUGCCGCACCUUCUCUGUUUUUAGCCACAAGCUUCUGGUGCUUCACUCCUUAGGCCUUAUCCUGUAAAGCGGCCGCAUUAUUGCAGAAGGAGAGUUACUAUGCUGAGCGCAUCAGCUUCAGUUGAAUGUUUAUGUGGUCGAACUCUUGGUAGGACAAUCCAGUGUAUUACAGAAGAACACAAACAGAACAUCCACAACGCUUCUACUAAAUAUGGUCGAAUGUCCGCUUGUACACAACAAUUCAACAAUGUCACGUCCUAUCGAGAGUUCCAGUCAAUGUUUAUAAUAUAACCGAAUGUAAAUUUUUUUACUCUGCCGCAGUGUUCUUGAACACUUCAAUGUAGCAUCUCUGGUGUUACUUUUGGUUUAAAAAUAUAUAUAUAUGUACAGCACCAAAGACCAGGCAGUGAUGGCGGAAUCUUGUUCCUUUGUGUGUGCCUCAGAUUCUGGCGACUGUUUAGACUUAGUUUGUAGCAAAAUUUUAAAUUUACAAAUGCCUUGAAAAAUUGUACCGAUUGUUUUGACAAAUUGCCUAAAAGCAGUGCUUUAUUUGUAAUUGACUGUUGAAUUCCCCUGUGUGGUGGGGUUUAAUGAUGCACUGUGAUCAACGUAGCUACGUCUUUCAAUCAAUUUGUUUAAAAGGCCAUGAGUUGGAGGUUGCAUUUGGUUAUUCUGGGCUCUUGGUGUCUUUGGAUAAUUUUUCUAUAAGGGUGAAAACAGAUGCAUGCUUAGAUUCUUUAGCUGUAGACAGUUUUUCUUGCUUACUUACUGUGUCGACAUGAUGUUUGGAUGGGUUCCGUAGGAAGAGAAUUUUCGGAAGUGGUUUGGAUUUGCACUGCCGGUGAAAUGACGCGUUUACCACCACCACCACUACAGAUCAAAUAAAAACGUUACACUGUAAGACUUUGUGCCUGUUCAGUCCAGACUCGUUGCUGAGACACAGAUUCCCCAUCGUGUGAAAGCAAGAGGUUAUUUAAGAUCUACUGACAAUCUUCACUGCUUGAACAGACAAUUUUGUACUUGCAUUUGGCACUAAAGAUCUGUUUUAUGUCUCAAUUCUCACUGGCAAUACCUGACAGAAAGAGAUUAACAUGAAGAUAAUAAAAAAGACUGAAAACUAA
Clarias gariepinus (North African catfish) is the source of this 3698-nucleotide messenger RNA. It is a transcript of the gene cd99l2, whose product is annotated as CD99 molecule-like 2. Bases 173 to 1111 code for a protein of 312 amino acids. Gene Ontology annotation, biological process: positive regulation of neutrophil extravasation; homotypic cell-cell adhesion; T cell extravasation. The transcript has 12 exons. NCBI's taxonomy places the organism in Eukaryota, Metazoa, Chordata, Actinopteri, Siluriformes, Clariidae. The record is from RefSeq and is a predicted model, not a curated record.